Lottia gigantea (owl limpet) is the source of this 708-nucleotide messenger RNA. RefSeq lists its product as hypothetical. The record is from RefSeq and is a predicted model, not a curated record. Gene Ontology annotation, biological process: protein dephosphorylation. Gene Ontology annotation, molecular function: phosphatidylinositol-4,5-bisphosphate 5-phosphatase activity; phosphatidylglycerophosphatase activity; protein tyrosine/serine/threonine phosphatase activity. Lineage: Eukaryota; Metazoa; Mollusca; Gastropoda; Lottiidae. Bases 73 to 627 code for a protein of 184 amino acids. The transcript has a single exon.
AUUCUAAUUGCCUUGCUAUAUACUUCUGCAUACUAAUUUGACCUACUAACUUCUUGAGACUUGAUUUUCAAUAUGUUGACUUUAAGUGCAAUUUUAUCUCGGAUAGUGUUUUACCCGUCCUUAUCCUAUAAUAUACUGUUGUCCAAGAUAUCGGUUCGGAAGUGGUACAACCGGAUUGACGACACUGUGAUCCUCGGAGCCAUACCUAUUAAAACUCUCGCAGACGACAUUAUUAAGACAGAAAAUGUCGGAGGAAUAAUCUCGCUCAAUGAAGAAUAUGAAAUGAAUUAUGUAAUGUACACUGAAGCCGAGUGGAAGGAUAGGAAUGUCGAACAGCUGAAGAUACCCAUCGUUGAUUUUAUUGGUACCCCCUCCGAGGCGGACAUUACCAGAGGUUUGGACUUCAUCGCGAAAUAUAAAGACUUAGACAGAAGUGUGUACGUCCAUUGUAAAGCAGGAAGGACUCGUAGUACCACACUUGUGUCUUGUUAUUUGAUGAAGAAGCACAAUUGGUCUCCGGAGAAAACGAUUAGUAUUGUUAGAGAAAAACGACCUCAUAUUGUCUUACGACAGCCUCAUCAUGAUGCUUUAAAAUCCUUUUAUAAAACGUUAAAUCCAGAUGCAUAAUACAAAAGAUCCGAAAUCUGCAUCAAGGAGUGAGCUCUCUCGUAUAUCUAUAGAAAACUGCCAUUGUAACGAGCUCUGUCU